Messenger RNA from Trichoderma gamsii, 192 nucleotides. RefSeq lists its product as hypothetical. The coding region runs from base 1 to 192 and encodes 63 amino acids. The record is from RefSeq and is a predicted model, not a curated record. NCBI's taxonomy places the organism in Eukaryota, Fungi, Ascomycota, Sordariomycetes, Hypocreales, Hypocreaceae. The transcript has 2 exons.
AUGUCAGACGCUUCAUGCAUGCUACACCGUUUACCGCUCAUUCGAAACGUUAUUACAACCAGGGACACGUACAGUACUGCUACGUGCCUAGCUUGUAAAUAUUAUCGCCGACCAGACUCAGGUUCCUUGAUCAAAGGGUCCAGCCUCAGCCUAUACUUGUAUCAGAGACGCGUGAUUAACAUCAAAUUAUGA